Messenger RNA from Symbiodinium necroappetens, 1659 nucleotides. NCBI's taxonomy places the organism in Eukaryota, Dinophyceae, Suessiales, Symbiodiniaceae. The record is from the annotation of a GenBank genome assembly.
AUGCCGUUUCGCACUUCUCUCGUGCAGACAGCAUCGUCAGCUACUUGGGACGAGCCCAGCGGCAAGACGGGCAGCGGCAAGAAGUUCUUCCACAACAUCAUCGAUGGCUCGAAGGUGCCCACCGAACCCUUCUACGUGGCGAUCAUCACUCCCGUGAUCCACUACUGCAUGGGUGGGCUCGAGUGCACCGUGGACGCCGAGUGCAUUGACAAGAAGUCGGGCAAGGUCAUUCCUGGACUUUAUGUUGCUGGCGAGGCGGCUGGUGGCAUCCACGGCAACAACCGCCUGGGUGGAAACUCUUUGCUGGACUGCGUUGUGUUUGGCCGAGUUGCUGGCAAGGCCGCGUGCAAGUUCACCUUCGGUGCUGGCGAGAAGUUCAAGCCUUGCCCUCCGCCCGGUCUUGCAGCUGGAUUUCCACUCGACUGGCAAGUGAAGAUGCCGCUGUCCGUCAGUGGCUUUGUAUGCUCGGGGACAUUCAGCUAUGCCAGCUCGACCUUCAUUCCCUCGAUGCACCUGGUGAACAGGCAGCCUCGCAAGGUCUACGGCAGUUACGAGUUUGUGCAGCUAACCACCGGUGCGGCAAAGCUGGCCACCCGACCUCAAAUGGAGCUCGUGACAGAGAAGCGUUCAGCCAUUCCGAUCGCGGAGAGGAAGGCAGAAGCCGUCGCGGGGAAUAUGGCCAGCCUAUUGGAGGGCCGGCCAUCCGAACAAGUCAAGGGGCAGGUCAGCGAGUGGCAGGCCCUGUGCAAAGACCUCCUGCUUGACAUGGAACAGGUUGGCGAUUCCAUCAAGGUGGACGGCCUCCCCAAGGGCAUCGCCGACAAAGUUUGGAUGCAGAAGCCGGAAGCCAAGUGCGCACGCUUACAGAAGAAGCAAGAAGAGGCUGUCGAGGAGAAGCCGAAGGAGAAGACGAGCAAGAAGGCCGCAAAGCAGAAUGCAGUGACGGCGAAGAAGCAAGAGCUGAAGAUCGAGAAGGAGAUGCAGGACCAAGCACUGAGAAAGAAGUGGCUGGGCAGAAUUGAGGUCACAGUCGCUGCACAUGUCUUCUCGGGUUUCACAUUAGGGACAGGCUUGUCGAGGUACGACAAUGUUCGUUUGCAACCGCUUGAAUGCACCCCUUGUGACGCCAUGCGCUGGGAUCACUCCGGACUUGCUCUGGACACCCUGACGGGGUGGGGUGGAACGGGUGGAACGGGUACUGGAAGACCUCGCCAUGGCCAGGAGCUCGCAUCCUUCCUGAGCGUUAAUGACUCCACUCUCAUUCCAAAGGCCUCGAAGCGGAGGGAGGGCGACUUUGUCUCAUUCUUCAAGGCAGAGGACUUGGCCCCGCCGGGUGGGCUGCCACCUCCCAAGGGCUGGGGAGAAGGCAACGACUCGCCUUGCAAGACUUGUUCAUGUGGAGACCAGUACGAGGAGGAAGGUGCGGAACAAGGGAAGGUGGAAAAAGGAUAUCCGAAGAUGGUCUUCCCCAAUGUUCCACAUCAUUCUUUCUUCCCGCACAAACGAGGUUACAAGCUCAGCCAGUUCAAAGUCUUCGCCUUGUUCUUUGCAGGCUUAGGCUGUGGAUAUGCUGCUGCCAAGUCGCUCACGCAGAAGGAGCAGCCAAUGGAGUUGGCUAGAAACGAGGAGGUCGCUGGUGCUCGCACGGCUGCGUCAUAG